AUGAGAGCUCGUCGCGCUUCGAGUAACGUGUCUUCGGCUAAUACCGGCAAGCUUGAUACCUUGGAGCAGCCCAUCAUAGGUGAACCUUCGGAUGUGGAGGACGGUGGCAGCUCUAGUUUGAAGCCUCUCGAGAAUAAAGGGGAAAACAGGACUUGGUGGAGUCGCUUGUGGCAAGGCGGUUGGAAGGUCCCUGUCGGUCCAGAUGGAUACAAGCCUUUUUGGUAUGAGGCCACUCUGUGUUGUACAUUUACUUUUUUCCUGGCGUUCAAGCCGUCAGAGCCCCACCUGACGACCUACCUCAGGGAGACCAAGGGCUUUACAGAUGAUCAGAUCAACUCACAGAUUUACCCUUGGUCCACUUACGCAUGCAUACCCUUCCUGUUGAUUGGUGGACUCCUUUCCGAGUUCAUCGGCUACAAGUUUAUGCUCAUUCUGGGAGCGAUGGGGCGUUUAACCACGAGAAUACUCUUGCUGUUUGGUACCACUGUAUUCGAAAUGCAAAUUAUGCAGUGUACAUACGCUUUUGGUACUGCGGCUGAGAAGAUCUUCUAUGGUUAUCUAUUCCACAUCGUUCCUAGUGAGAAGUAUCAGAAACUGACAUCCAUAAAUCUGGCUGCAUACGUUCUAUCGCAUAUGUUGUCUGGGAUAAUAGGUGAUGUCAUGCUCAAUGCUGGGCACAUGAGCUACACAUCCCUUCAGUGGUUCUCAGCCGUCUCUGUUCUCGUUGCUACUGUAACUACUUUCUUUCUAACAAGUGUCAACCGCGACAAGGCUCCUAGGCCUAAGGAAGUGUGGAAGACUAUGAAGUGGGCUUAUGAGGAUAAGGUUUAUGUUCUUAUUCUGUUCUGGUGGAUAUUCGGCAAUUGCGCCUACGGUCUUAUCGACGGCUAUGAAAUGUCCCUUUACGAUAUGAUGAUGGUGGAAGAGGGUACCGAGGAGAACUAUAACGGAACAGUGUAUGCUAUUGCGCAGCUUAUUGCUACCAUUAGUGCCUUGUCUGUAGCGGUGCCUUGGAUAUUCAAAAUUGCAUACACUCACCAGCAUCUGACUGUGGGCAGUCUAGGCCUCUGGUGUAUUCUGGCCCUAACACUGAUGGUUUGGUAUCCUCGUAUCCUCCCGAUGUGUAUUGGUUUCAUCCUAUACUACCUUGGUUAUCAUUUUAUCAACGCCUUCGUCAGCGCGGAGACGGGUCGUGUCGUUAACAAGCAUAUGAAAGAGGAAGAUAAUGUCAACUCUGGCUGUUAUGCUAUCAUAGUCAUGUUCAACAAUCUUACUGCAUACAUCCUGUCAACUAUCCUUUCCCUCAUCAUGUUUACUUGGUUCCAAAUCGAUCUUCGCACUGUCUAUAAGAUACUGUGGACUUUUCAGCUGUCCUUCCAGACAGUGUUCAUGAGUCUGGCCGUACUGCUAUUUUUCCUUUCCAAGAGACCUUCUACACCCGGUGAUGUGAAAGGCAACAAGUAG
Messenger RNA from Perkinsus marinus ATCC 50983, 1464 nucleotides. RefSeq lists its product as hypothetical. Gene Ontology annotation, molecular function: vitamin transmembrane transporter activity. The coding region runs from base 1 to 1464 and encodes 487 amino acids. Lineage: Eukaryota; Perkinsozoa; Perkinsida; Perkinsidae. The record is from RefSeq and is a predicted model, not a curated record. The transcript has a single exon. Gene Ontology annotation, cellular component: plasma membrane. Gene Ontology annotation, biological process: transmembrane transport; vitamin transport.